AUGUUCCCUCACCAGGGUGGCCAAGGCCAGCUCCCAACCCACUGGCAGCCGCCCACCUCGCAGCAGCCUGCAAAUGGCUCUUAUGCCCAGCCUCCACACAUGAACACGACGCUCCCACCUCCUCCACCCCAAGAGCCGCGACCUGACAUGGCUCAACAUCCUCAAUACCAGCAACAGCAACCCUACCGCCUGCCCGGCCCAAACGAGUGGACACGCGCUCCUCCACCAGCCGACCCAUACCGCCAGCAGCCUCCUCCACCACCACAGUAUGUCCAGCAGCACCACCAGCCGCCAGCGCCCCGCCAGCGGACUGCCAUUGCCUGCCGUUAUUGCCGUCGUCGCAAGAUCCGCUGCUCCGGCUUCGAGGCCACCGAGGACGGCCGCUGCUCAAACUGCAUGAGAUUCAACCAGGACUGCAUCUUCACUCCAGUCUCUGCCCAGACUCAGGCUUUUGUUCCUGCCCACACCGUCUGGCGCGGUGUCGGCCAACCCCCGCCCAUGUACGGUGCCUACGGGCAACCUCUUCCUCCUGCCAGCCACGGAGAGCCCUACGGGCAAGGGCCUUCGCGCCAACAGCAGCAAUAUCUGCCUAGUCCCACUGCAGGAAGAGGCUUCAUCCUGAGCCUCACACUCCAACCCUGCCCCCGCCACAACCUGGCUCAGCGCUACAGGCUCCUCAUCGAGGCACUGGACCAGAGUAUGCCUAUCCCGAGCCACCGUCUCUAA
Messenger RNA from Pyrenophora tritici-repentis Pt-1C-BFP, 726 nucleotides. The record is from RefSeq and is a predicted model, not a curated record. Lineage: Eukaryota; Fungi; Ascomycota; Dothideomycetes; Pleosporales; Pleosporaceae.